This is a messenger RNA of Pelecanus crispus (Dalmatian pelican), 1686 nucleotides long. RefSeq names its product cell division cycle 7 (gene CDC7). The record is from RefSeq and is a predicted model, not a curated record. Gene Ontology annotation, biological process: mitotic DNA damage checkpoint signaling; protein phosphorylation. Gene Ontology annotation, molecular function: ATP binding; protein serine/threonine kinase activity. NCBI's taxonomy places the organism in Eukaryota, Metazoa, Chordata, Aves, Pelecaniformes, Pelecanidae. Gene Ontology annotation, cellular component: nucleus.
AUGGAGACCGUGUUGAAGUCUCACUGUGAUGAACAGCACCCUCAUCAGGCUGAAGACUUCCAUGGGAAGCAUGAGCAGAACAGCAAGCUUUCAGGUUUAAUAAAGAAAGAUAUUGAAAAACUUUAUGAAGCAGUGCCACAGCUUGUAAAUGUGUUCAAAAUUAAGGAAAAAAUUGGAGAAGGUACUUUUAGUUCUGUUUACCUGGCCACAGCACAACUACAAACAGGACAUGAGGAAAAAAUGGCUCUGAAACACUUGAUUCCAACCAGCCACCCUCUGCGAAUUGCUGCUGAACUUCAGUGCCUCACAGUAGCAGGGGGACAAGAUAAUGUUAUGGGAGUUAAAUACUGCUUUAGGAAAAAUGAUCAUGUGGUUAUUGUUAUGCCAUAUCUGGAACACGAAUCCUUCUUGGACAUUUUGAAUUCUCUUUCCUUCGAAGAAGUGAGGGAAUACAUGUUUAAUCUGUUUAAAGCAUUGAGGCGCAUUCAUCACUUCGGUAUUGUUCACCGUGACGUCAAGCCCAGUAACUUCCUCUACAACAGGCGGCUAAAAGAGUAUGCCUUAGUAGAUUUUGGCUUGGCGCAAGGAACCCCUGAUACGAAAAUUGAACUUCUCAAAACUGCUCACUCUGAAGACCAGCAGGGAAGUUGCUCGCAAAAUAAUCCCCCCGUAGCCUUGGGAAGCGGGGUUUCUGUCAGUGUCGCAGCACCUAAACAGAUAGCUCAACAGUCAGCCUCAAAAGCAGCUGAUAAAAGGUCCAGCUCCCUUUCAAAAAUACAGAUUAAACAAGGAAGAGGAGGAAAGGAGGAUUCUGUGCACCAUUCUGUCCAGCGCUCUGUCUUUGGAGAGAGGAAUUUCAAUGUCUAUAGUUCCACAUACCAGGAGAACUCAAGUACAAAACUCAUAAAACAAUCAAAGAUGAUAGAUGUUUCAUCGAGGAAGUUAGUAACCAAGAAGAAGAUUAUUUCUACCAAAACAGUGAGCAAUGGGGCAGCCAGGAAAGCUGCCGGUGGCUGUCCCUCAAACCUGACCUGUGACUGUUAUGCAACAGAUAGAGUUUGCAGUGUUUGCCUUUCAAGGUGUCAGCAAGUUGCUCCCAGGGCAGGAACACCUGGAUUCAGAGCACCAGAAGUAUUAACAAAGUGCCCCACUCAGACCACAGCAAUUGACAUGUGGUCUGCAGGAAUCAUAUUCCUUUCUCUGCUCAGUGGACGGUAUCCAUUUUACAAAGCAAGUGAUGAUUUAACUGCUUUGGCACAAAUCAUGACAGUUCGUGGAUCCAGAGAAACCAUUCAGGCUGCUAAAACUUUUGGUAAAUCAGUUCUGUGUACCCAAGUAGUCCCAGCACAAAACUUAAGAACCCUCUGUGAGAAGCUGAGAGGAACAAAUAGCAGCUGUAAGAGAUCCCAGGGUGAAGUGCCCAGCAAGCCUGUGAGUGACUCAGCUUUGCCAGUUGCAGUAGACAAACCGUGUGCUCCCGAGACACUCGGAAAACAAGUUCAGCACUUAAAGAGCUUUCAGGAAGGUGAUGGUUUGGAAAUGAAGGCAACAGAUGUGAAAGGAUGGGAUUGGGUUCCUGAUGAAGCAUAUGACCUACUUGAUAAGCUACUAGACUUAAACCCUGCAACGAGAAUAACUGCAAAAGAGGCUCUGCUGCAUCCUUUUUUUAAAGACAUGAGACUCUGA